AUGGGACCCUACCCCUCAGAACGUCCGCGGGGGAACACCAUUUACUUCACACCUGUCCAAACAGAGGCUAUUGUCAGUGCCAUGCACCACGGUCUGACAAUGGUGGUAGGACCUCCAGGCACAGGGAAGACGGAUGUGGCGGUGCAGAUAAUAUCUAACUGGUACCACAACACACCAGACCAACGGAUCCUGCUUGUCACACACUCCAAUAUGGCGCUCAAUCAGCUCUUUGAGAAGUUGAUGGGUUUGGACAUAGACGAACGACAUCUGCUCCGUCUGGGUUACGGAGAAAGAGAGCUGGAUACGGAGAAGAUCUUCUCGAAGUUCGGUCGAGUCGAGCACAUCCUCGAGCGGCGCUUGCAGCUGCUUCAACACGUACAGCGACUGGCGGAGACCUUGGGUGUACAGGGGGAUGUGGGAGCGUCCUGUGAAACAGCGCAGUACUUCUACCUACACAGCAUCAUGUCCAGAUGGGAAGAGUAUCUCAGUAAGGUCAAGCGAG
This is a messenger RNA of Sphaeroforma arctica JP610, 502 nucleotides long. RefSeq lists its product as hypothetical. NCBI's taxonomy places the organism in Eukaryota, Ichthyosporea, Ichthyophonida. The record is from RefSeq and is a predicted model, not a curated record. Gene Ontology annotation, molecular function: mRNA binding; helicase activity. The transcript is spliced from 3 exons. Gene Ontology annotation, cellular component: catalytic step 2 spliceosome. The annotation marks the transcript as partial.